Molecule: messenger RNA, 1063 nt
Organism: Populus trichocarpa (black cottonwood)
Lineage: Eukaryota; Viridiplantae; Streptophyta; Magnoliopsida; Malpighiales; Salicaceae
Exons: 5
Coding region: 330-803 (157 amino acids)
Source: RefSeq, a predicted model, not a curated record
UUUAAAUCAAAUUAGAUUCUGAUUCCUCAACUUCUUGUUCAGUUUAAAUAACUAUGAUGAUCCGUGAGCCAACUCGCAGCAACGCUCGGCCCCGUUAACCCAGUAAAUUACUAAUCUGCGUGCCCCUCUUCUUUAUAUUAUUCUCGAUCCUGGCUAAUCUUUGCUGUCCCAACUCCUGCUAAACGACCCAACGACCAACCCUAUCUUUGGCCGUAUAUGCUGUAGCCUAUAGUCUAUGCUGCUAAUCGGCUGAAGACUAGAAAUUCAUUCCAGAAACACUCAGAGAGAGACCCAACCACACAGAUUUGAGAAGUCAAAAAACAAGAGACAUGGGGUUUUUCUCUUUUCUCGGCAGAGUUCUCUUCGCUUCCCUCUUCAUCCUCUCAGCCUGGCAAAUGUUCAAUGAGUUUGGUGAAAAUGGUGGCCCUGCUGUGACAGAGUUGAUUCCCAAGCUCGCUAUUUUCAAGAAACAUCUUUCGUCCCUAUUGGGGGUUGGGAUCCUGGACAUUGAUCCUAGACAUUUGGUAGCGGGGAUGAUUGCUCUAAAGGGUCUUGGAGGCUUUUUAUUCGUAUUCGGCAGCCCUUUUGGUGCUUAUCUCCUGCUUAUCUACUUGGUGUUUUCCUCCCCAAUUUUGUACGACUUCUAUAACUAUGAUCAGAACGAGUCCACGUACAUCAUUCUCUUAAAUGAAUUCUUGCAGAGCGUUGCCCUUUUUGGUGCGUUGCUUUUCUUCAUAGGGAUGAAGAACUUGAUUCCAAGGAGACAGCUCAAGAAGAAGACUCCCAAGGCGAAAGUGGGCUAGGCAUAUCAAAGAAGCAAACUUUAAAGAUUGGAUUAUUUGUUGAAAUUUUACAGGGUGUCUAGCGGCUGCACAUAUCAUAUAUUGAUGGAUGUUUCCCCAGCUAUUUGUAUGAUAACCCAAAUCUGUAGUUUGUUGUUGUGGGGGGUUUUACAUUUAGAGUCCCUUUUUCACUAGGUUAGGUGUGAUAUUACCAUUUCAAAUACUGAUUUGGCUCGAUAUACGUUCAUUUUGUCUAGUGAAAUUUAUUUAUUAUCUGUCAA